UUACCUGGUCUUUGUCUUCAUUUUCCAAUAGGAGACCAGGAUGGACAGUUCACCAACUGGCUCCGUGAAGACACCCCUGGGACUUGUGCUGCCCCUCGCUGUGUGGCCAUGACUGUCCACACUUCAGAGAGUGGACGUGACAGCAGCGACAACUUCCGGUGGGUCGAUGGCUCCUGUGCGCUGCCUCUGGAUGGAUACGUUUGCCAGUACAACUAUAGAGGAAUGUGUCCACCACUAGAAGACGAGGGUAGAGGUCCAGCUGUUUACACCACCCCAUUUCACCUUGUCAGCAGCCUGCUGACUCAUGUGCCCUAUGGGUCUGUAGCUGCUCUGCCAUGUCCUGCAGACAGUUCGGACCCGGAUGCUCCUACUGAGCAGACCAUACUGUGCAUGGAGAGAGAUGACAAGACAGUGGGCUGGUCCAGGGAUGCCCCACUCUGCUCUUCCAGUGCAGCUCCAAAGAACCAGGACUGGUGUAGCGGGGAUCAUGGAUGUGAGCAUUUCUGCCAAAACACAGAUAUAGACUACUACUGCUACUGCUCUGAGGGCUUUACAAUAGAUGAAGAUGGGUACAGCUGCAUGCCCGACCCUCUUGGCCCAACUGACCCCCCUGAGUUGUCCUCUGACUCUGCCGGUCCCACUGACCAAACCCACAUGAGUAAGGCCUGCUUGGAGAUGGGGUGCGAAUACAACUGUGUGGAGACACAGCGGGGCAUCCGCUGCACGUGCCCCCCCGGUUACCAAAUGGGCCCAGAUGGCCGCAAAUGUUCUGAUGUUGACGAAUGUCGGCAGCAGCCAUGCCCGCAACUCUGUGUCAACAUCCCAGGCACCUUCCACUGCACCUGCCACUCUGGCUACCAGCCAGACGAUGAGGGUGAGUGCGUGGACAUCGAUGAGUGCCUCGAUGAGGGCAGCUGUGAGGGCAAUUGUGAAAACACUGUGGGUUCCUUCACAUGCCUGUGUAACCCUGGGUAUGAAAUGGGCAGUGGAGGAGAGUGUGUAGAUGUAGACGAGUGUGUGGGGGAGUCGCCCUGCCAGCAACAGUGUCUGAAUUAUAUGGGAGGGUACCAGUGUUACUGUGAUAAUGGCUAUGACCUGCAGUCAGAUGGACUUACUUGCCUGCCUUCACCAGAUGAUGAAGAAUAUUCCACUCUGACCCCUGACCCAAGCGACUCGGCUCACAUGCCAGAUGUGGACCCUGACCGUGACAUUCCAUGGUCCACCUCGUUCACCCCGGACCCAAACUUUGAAGCUGACACUAACUUUGACGUUUCGUGGCUUACGGAAGCCCCUGAAGAACUCUCUCCUGACCUGGCUCAUGGGGGAGACAAUCACUUGAACCAAUGGGAUGCCCUGUCACCAAAGCAAUAUCAGACGGCCCCAUCCCCCACACAAAAAUACAACACGGGCAAUGAAAUUGAUAAUGAGGCUAAGACAGGAGGUAGAGGGGCUGAUGGCGGGGUGGGAAGUGAGACUGAAAAUGGGUCAGCCACUGGGAAUGGGGACAAAUCUAAGAUGGACAGUACAGAGGAUGUCGGCGGCACGGCAGAGGUGGGAGAUGAAUCUGCUGCAGGUAAACAGAAACAUGACAAGAGCUGGCUGCUGGUUGCCCUGCUGGUGCCUCUGUGUGUGUUCCUUGUAGUGAUGCUGGCUUUGGGGAUUGUCUACUGCACCAGCUGUGCAGUGGACAAGAGUCUGAGCUUCUCAAACUGCUAUCGCUGGGUACUCCCUACUCCGCCUCCUGACAGGAGGAACGGCAAAACCCAAGCAUGAACCCUAAAAUAAACAAAUGAAGAAGCACAUACACACACACACAGAUGUGCUGAAUGCCCAGAUGUCUGUUUACAUUUCUCUUAUGGUACAGGACUGGUCAUCAAAGCUACCAUUCGGACAUAGUACAGCUGACCGGCUUCCCCCUCAUCAAGGAAAACUUUAUACUUUCUGCUGCACACACUUUGUAAAUAAUUCACUCUUUCAUCAUGUUCUUAAAAUUCAAUAAAACCAUGAAACUGG
Messenger RNA from Paralichthys olivaceus (Japanese flounder), 2013 nucleotides. The record is from RefSeq and is a predicted model, not a curated record. NCBI's taxonomy places the organism in Eukaryota, Metazoa, Chordata, Actinopteri, Pleuronectiformes, Paralichthyidae.